Molecule: messenger RNA, 5193 nt
Organism: Micromonas commoda
Lineage: Eukaryota; Viridiplantae; Chlorophyta; Mamiellophyceae; Mamiellales; Mamiellaceae
Exons: 1
Coding region: 1-5193 (1730 amino acids)
Source: RefSeq, a predicted model, not a curated record
AUGGCCGAGACUGUCCGCGUCAGCCUGCGCCAGGGGGAACCAGAAGCUGUUGUUGACGCUCCGCAAAUUGCGGGCGAAGACGACGCCCCGGGGCCCCGCACCUCCGCCGUGUCGUGGAGCUCCCGCGAGAACCCGGACGACGACGACAUCAUGAUCUCCGCGCUGGUGAGCGCCAUGGCGAAGGGCCGCGAGAUAUCGGCGAGCCUGGGCGGCGGCACCGACCCAGUGCGCGUCACGGUCAACCUCGACGCGCCGGAACCCACCAACCCGUCCGGCUCGAGGUCAUCCUCCGUUCAACGCGAGCGCGUCGGGUUCGGCUCGUCCGCGCCGCGCGUCACCGCGCCGAAGGUUCCCUCCGACGCGGACGUCACCGGCCCGGGCCUCGCCUACGCCAACGUCGAAAACCUCAGCCGCGUCGCGCGCCCGAACGCCCCGGGAGCUCGAUGGGGUAAGCCACCGCCCAGGCGACCCGCGCUGGCCGAAUCGCUCGCGCCGUCGUCGACGCGCCGCGCCGCCGCCCACGCCGUAUCCGCCGUCACCGGCGCCGCCAUCGGCACCGGGGGCGUCGCGGAGGCCAUCGCGGACCUCGAGUGGGUGGUCAGAGGGGAGGCAGGUGGGAGUUCGCAGCCCGCGUUGGUUUCGCCGGAACGGCUCGACGUCGCGAGGCGUAAGCCGAGGGCGACGACGUUUUCGAAAGCCGGGCUCGUACCGGUGACUCACCGGGCGGUGACUCACCAAGCGGUGACUCACCGGGCGGUGGAGGAGGACCUCGGGGCGCGAACGCACCGGGAGCUGCCCCAAUACGACGAGAGGUUCAGGGCCGUGGAGAAAACUCCGGGAAGGUUGGCGAAGUUUUCCUCGCUUCCGACGGGCCGAGACGCGGCCGGGGACGAGUCCACGUCGUCGUCGGAAGGGACGGGAUCGGAGUGGGACGGACUGGACGACGACGCGGACGCGUGGUGGAACGCACCGUUCGGCACCCUAACCUUCGCGGAGGGGCUCAAACGCACCCCGCGGAAGGUGAAGAAACGCACAACCGUUCGGGCGGCGGGGGAUGAAAAGGAAAACGCGGCGGGGACAAAGAGGAGGACCAAGACGGCGGCGUUCGCGUCACCCGCGAACAAACCCGGGCCGUCCAAACCGCACGAACCGACGAAGGGCGCGACGCGCGGCGAUAAGGCGCGCCAACCGCCCCGGCCCGGGAGCAUGCUGGACCCCGUCGCGCUCGCCCGCGCGCUCGACGUGACGAGAGCCAAACCGAGCGGCGCUAGGGGCGUGACCAAAUGGGCGCCGCCGGCUGUGUCCCUCCCGUCGCCGGCGGGAUCGGUCGCCUCGAUCGAAUCGACGGAGAGCGACGACUGGCACGGACGAAACAUACGCAGGGAUUUAAGGCGCAGGGCGAGCGCCGAACGCGCGGCGAUCGCGAAGACGACGGCGGCGGAUACCGACAUGAACGCCGUGCGGCCGAGAAACGUGACGGGCGUGACCAAGUGGGGCAAGCCGCCGCCGGCGCCGGAUGAGCGAAGAGCGACCUCGAAGGAAAAGGUCAAGUCUGCGAAGGGUUUCAAGGCGCGCGAGUCGUACGAAAACGCGGCGAGGGACCACAAGCUGGGACGCGUGACCGCGGCGGGGUUACCCCUCGACGUUCAGCUCGCGGCAGGCCUGCAGCUUCGACCGACCGAGCCCAAACCGUAUGACCCGGACGGCGAUGCUCAUACGAAUGAAAACCUGCCGCCGCUUCCCGACGACGCCGCUGUGCGCAAACGCGUGCCGGGGUACACCUUCCCGAAACCCAAACCCCUGGACGAAGAUUUGGACGAAUUCGCAAAGCUAAAGAAGGCGAGGCGGAAGGAGGAGUUGGAGACUCCGGGCCCGGGUCACUACGCGAACCAUACCCCGAGGGUGGAGACCCGUCCAAAGGCUCCCGCGAUAUCGUUCGGAGACCACCCCAUCGUCCCCGUCGAGGUUCGCCAGUCGAUGAAGAUCGACCUCGCGGACUUCCACCCGUCCGACCUGGACCCCGUCGCCGCGUGGCAUAAGCUGAGGGGAACCGAGCCCAAGGGGUUUGCGACGUUCUGGAAGCAUCCGGAGAAGAAAUCGCACAUCGACGAGGUCAUCGAAAAAGUUGAACGCGUCGAGGCGGAGCGCCACGCGGGUCGGAUCGAACACGCGGUCAGCAAGGCGCUUCGCCAGUCGCGGACGAAAGACUGGAAGACGAGCGAUGACAUCGGCGCCCUCGGCGACGCAAUCGCGGCGGCGGCGGCUCGAGUCGACGAGGAGGGGUCGCCGGAUGCCAACAGGUCGCUCGUGGAGAGGCGCGUCGACGUCGGCGGCGCGUGGGCCCGCGCGGGUGCCAAUAAACCACCCGCGGACGGGCUGGCGGAAGAAGAGUACGCCUUCGACUACGACGCAGCCAUCGCGGAGGAGGCUGAACGACGACGGGACCCCGUGGGCGCUUGGAAAACGUCCGUGGCUCCGUCCAAACCGGUGUUUUCGUUCCCGAAGGGUCCCAGCGGCCGCGAGGACGUCGAGUCGGAGCUCGAACCGUGGCCGGUGCUCGGCAUCGGCGAGCCGUGGUCCGAGCGCAGGGUCGAGGGCGGCGCGCUGCCUUUCGAGCUCAUGCUCGGCCGUUCCGACGCCUACGCGGAUAGGUUAAAGGCGCGGGAGGCUGAGGAGAAUCGAAAGAUUUUCCCGGGGUCGUACAACGUCGUCGCCGCGCUCGACUACCUCCGCCGGCAAACCCCCGCCGCGAUAUUCAAACUCGCGGCCGACAGGUGGAGGGCGCACGGCCGCGCGCGACGACUCGUGCGCGCGCGAAACCUGCUGGGCGCGGACGUCGCGGGGUACAUGGCGGAGGAAUGGGACGACGACGAACGGGACGAGGACGAGGGCCCGGCGAUGCUCGGCGACGAGGCUCGAGCCGCCGCGGAUGCGGUCAUGCGACCCCGCGCUCCCGCGUGGGAGUUCCUACCGCUGCGCGUGACCGUCGCGAAGGCCAACGUCGUGACCGGGAUGAAGCCCGGGGACAGACCGGAGCUGGACGUGAAGCUCACGCUCGUUCGCAGGCGCCAGCCGGGCGCGACAAAGUUUGGAUCCGGAACCCCCACCGGCGGUUCCAAAAAGUCAAGCGCGCGAACGAGGGACGAAGCCAACGCCGCGCGACGCGGCCCGGGCGCAUACCGGCUCCGAUACGGCCAGACCGAGCGUCGCGCGCCGCGCGCCGUGAUGGGUACAUCCGGUCUCGGAGACAACGCGAUCAUGGAGGACGACGAGGAUGCGUACGCGGAGGGUUCGGUGUUGGACAUCGACCCCGCGGCCGCGUUUGCCGCCGCCGUCGCGCGAAGGAAGGGCACCGCCGUGGACAUGUCACGGAUGCCCCACCCGCGGGUGGACGACGCCGAACGCGCGCGUCGACGCGAGGAACUCGACCUCGCGGAGUUGACGGACCGUCCCGAGGUGGAAACGACGCCGCUCAAGGCGUUCCGGGCACCGGACGGCCGCGGGGGAUGGAGCGCCCUGAUGGACGUCUCGCCCGCGGCGUCCCGGCGUCGGCGACUGGCCGAGGAGCGCCGUGCGAAGAUGGAGGGCAUCUCCGAGGGCAUCUCCGGCCCUGACUCCUCCUCCCCGACUAAAACUCGCAUGCGCGCAAAGGACAAGCUGACGGACCCGUCGUCGGAUGCGUACGUGCGAAGGCGAACGGACGCGGGCGUCAUGGACUUUGCGUCGAUGACGUUCAGGGUCUCCGAGCGCACCCCGGGCAACGUCGAGCUCGACCUGCUCGAGGCGGGCAUCGGGCCGGGAACCUACGCGGCGGAGCCCGUGUCCAGGCGCGUCCCGGAGGUUGACUUUGCUCGCGGCGCCGCGAGGUUCGCGCUGACGGAUGCGGAAAAGGCACCGCCGGACGAACCCCUGGAGGGUGAACGCGUCGCGAUCGAGCCGGGACCCGCCUUCGACGCCACCCGACCGGACGCCACCCGCGGUGGCGUCAUCUCGCCGCUCCCGACACGCGCGGAGUCGUCCAAAGGAAAAGACGAUGCUGGUAAAGAUGGCGCCACGCAGCCGCCGUACGCCGACGCGUUGUACGACGUGGAACGGGGCUUGCGGUACAUGCGUUCGGCGAGGGACGACGUCGCGCCGGCGUUCGAACGCGGGGGCCCGCGUGUCACCGAUCCGGCGCUUCCGGAUCCGCGUUCAAACCCGGAGGCGGCUGACUUUUACGUUGGCGAUUUGGACGAGAGGGGUCGGUCGACGUCGACGGGCGAGUCGACGCGUCACCGGGCUCGGGGUUGGAUGGGGGGUUGGAAAGUGGCGCCCGCGCCCCCAGAGUUCACGGAGGGGGACAUACUGUACCUCGACCCGGCGAGGGCGGACGAUUAUCGCCGACGGCGGACAAUUGGAAACGUUCCGGAUCUCGGCGCGGGGGGCUCGCGAGAGACUUACCCAGGCACGCAAGAGCUUACCCGGGACGUGGACUACGUCAGGGACGACGCCUUGCGGUCUGCGUACCCUCCGCUGGUGACCGGGACCGGCGCGGUUCGCGUGGAUCGCGGCCGAGCCGGAAUGUCCGACAUUUUUGUCCGACAAACCGACGCUGGCGAUUUGGACGCGGGCGCGUACCACGACGAAUCGCAUCGAGCGGAGGCUCGGUCGCGGCUGAGCAACAGGGAACGCGCGCGGUCGGUCGACUUUUCGAAGGCGCCCGGCCGGAGGGGCGCGGCGUCGGACGGGUUCGGAACCGGAGGCGAGGGCGACGUCCUCGUGCUCGACCCGAUCGAUCCGAGAACGGCGCCGGUUGGUCGAGGAGACGGCGCUAAUAAUCUCGCGGUGGAUUACUCGAGGGAUCGGACGAGGCGCGCGUUCCCGGCGUCGUCGCCCGCGAACCCCGGCGGGGACGUGCUCCACCUUCAACCCGGGCGGGGGGACGCGCUUGGCGAACGCGCGCGUAAGGCUGAUUUCGGCGCGGGACCCGGUCGCGGGACUCAUCCCGCCGGGACGUUUGGAGAGUGGACAGACGCGAACGUGAUUCACGGGUUGAGAGCCGAGGUGGAUUUGGACAAGACGGCGGGCGGGUUCGGGGACGCGAACGCCCGGCGACGCGAGCGGAUGGCCCGGCUCGUGGCUCGGCAGCCGCGGCGGGGUCGCGGGGACCAGCGUCCGGAACCCGAGCGACCGGGCAAGAUCGUCAUAGCGUAG